Cydia fagiglandana is the source of this 1591-nucleotide messenger RNA. RefSeq names its product serine/arginine repetitive matrix protein 1-like. NCBI's taxonomy places the organism in Eukaryota, Metazoa, Arthropoda, Insecta, Lepidoptera, Tortricidae. The record is from RefSeq and is a predicted model, not a curated record. Bases 10 to 1584 code for a protein of 524 amino acids. The transcript is spliced from 6 exons.
AAUAACGGCAUGGCUUUAAAUAAAGAAAAAGCAAAUGUUGUCAAUAAUACUUCAAACUCCGGUGAAGGGGACGUUUCGAUGGAUUCUGUCGAACUGGUGAGGAGAUGUUCUAAAGAGAACACAGCUGAGACGUCUUGGGAUCCAAGUUGUUAUGUUUUAACUCAGGAUAGGAGUAAAGACGAGGGCGAUAUCGUGCCCCCGUUCGUGAGUAUUAUGGUGACUGAAGCGUCCAGCCCAUCGCAAAGUAUCGAGAACACUUCCACGCAGACGGACCCUUGCGAGCUGGUCAUCAACUGCGGAGUUUCUGACGUGAGCCUCUCGUUCUCAAAAGAUUUCAACACACAAGGAUCCACAUCUACCUCUGAGGAUAACUUACGAACAAAACGAGUAAGACGCGAUUCUCACGAUGAAGACAGAAUUUUUAGACCUUGGAAACGAACCAAAAAUGCAAGUUUUGCGCGAUCUCCGAGUUUAAUCAAAGAGGAUAAAACACUCCGGCCCACAGUGUCAUCGAGUCAACUAUCUUCCACAUCGGAUGCCUCGUUUAAGUCAUUGAGCAGUAGUCAAACCUUCAAAGUGAGGAAAAGGAAGCCAAUGUCAGAGUCUAAUUUGUUCAAAGACGCACUCCACAAGUCGAGGAAGAAUAGAAGCUUUAACAAAUCCGGAAACAACACCCCAGGAGGGUCGCCGAGGAGAGAGAGGAGCCACCGCCGGAACGCACCUAAGAGUUGGAAGUUUGUUGAUCUUUGCACAUGGAUUGGUAUGAAGAGUUACGAGUCCAUAACGGGCAUGCUCCGGGACCCGGCGCGGAAGCACGGGUCAGAGCGAGAAGAACAUGAAGACACAGGCCUUCGAGAGGAAGUGAGAGAGCUACGUCUGUACCUGAAAGAAGUUGAGGGACGGCAAGCGCGGCUGGCGUGGGAGAACGAUGCGCUGCGGGAACAACUAGACAAGAUGAACUCUAAAAUUGAACAAAUGGAGGAGAAGUUCAGGUUGCAGCAACAGACACCAUCCAGUGGACCCUCUGCCCCGCCCCCACCACCGCCACCACCGCCACCUCCACCACCGCCGCCCCCACUACCACCAACAUUGGGACCAAAGCUCGGGCGUUCCAACACAAUACCUAGAUGUGGCUCCGCCCCGCCUAGAACGUCUGGGCCUAGGCUUACGAUCACACCAGAGGAUAUAGCUAAUGUUAAAUUAAGGAAGGCAAAGGAUCACCCAGUUCGCACCAAACCCCAAAACCAAACAAAGCAGCCGCUGGUGACGCAGCACAUGCUGCAGACAACUCGCGCGAAGCUCAGCCGCUCAAAACCACCCGCGGCAUCUACUCCCAACAAAAUACUUGAUGACCUAGAGAAAUGCCUCCUCCAAGACACGUGGGUGUCCUCACUCCACCGGCGGCGCUCGACGCGCGCGUCCUUCCGCAGUGCGGAGGAGCUGCGCCCGCGCCCCUACCCCACCGCGCGCACGCACGCCCCGCGCUCCCCCCGCUCCCCGCGCGCCCCGAGGUCGCCCAGGGCCAGCUCGCUGCCUCGAGGAGCUUUAUCCCCUCUUAAGUAUCAGUUAACUUUACCGAAAUAGCAGAAAU